Messenger RNA from Panicum hallii, 1186 nucleotides. RefSeq lists its product as uncharacterized. Bases 224 to 778 code for a protein of 184 amino acids. The record is from RefSeq and is a predicted model, not a curated record. The transcript is spliced from 6 exons. Gene Ontology annotation, biological process: response to cold; regulation of circadian rhythm. Lineage: Eukaryota; Viridiplantae; Streptophyta; Magnoliopsida; Poales; Poaceae.
CCUCCUCGCCGUGCUCACGCUCGCGUUCCUGUGCAGGGCUGCUGAUCCCGUCGGGCGCGCGGGAGGGUGCGGGAUGAUCGAUGGGGGAGAGGUCGACCACCGAUCCGCAGCGCUUUGGGCUAAUAACAGAUGGGGCAAGUAAACUCAGAGCUUUUGUCGAAGAGUGAAAGAAGUGUUUUACCUUUUCUUUUGUUUGGAGGAAGAGAUCUUUUACUUGAAUGACAUGUCGAAUAUAGGUUCAUCGACUGGUUGGACAGAUGAGAAGCACAUGCUCUACAUUACCUCAUUGGAGGAAUCGUUUGUUAAUCAAUUGUACAGUAGUAAUGGGGAAAUCAAUUCUUUAGAGUCGUUCCAUCGGACUUCAGGUGUAUGGCAAAACACUUGUUAUAGUGGAGAUGGUAGAAACACAAAAUAUGAUCAGGGCCAAGGAUAUUGGGGAAUGAUCGGGGUUGACGAAGCUGAAUCGAGAUUAUCAGAGGUUGGGUAUAUUGGUUCACCUUGUUCUAGGGGUUCAUCCUAUCAUAUGGAUGAUGCAUCAACUAAUGGUCCAAAACAAGAUAGAACUAGUUACCACGCAAGACAAAGAACUUCUAGAGGGUCUGCUGCUUUCCGUUCGCGGCAGCAUGGCCCUUCCUUUUAUUGGAAAACAGAGUCAUCAGACCAGAACUUUGAUGGGGAGGCUGAAGGUAGCAGGAAACAAGGCCGAGGGAGCAAAAACCAGCAAAAACUUGCUAGUACAGCUGAGGUCGGCCCAUCUGGAGGUAUAGGUUUACAUUAGCAGGUCUUUCAUGGUUCAGGACCCCUUCAUCGUCGUGGGAAGCUUGGGAUCAGAGCGAUGGUCCAUGUAAACUAGCUGCAAGUUUGUAAGAAAAAAGUAGCGAUGAAGUUUGUUGUACAGAUAUAAGUCUGCUCAUCUCUAGGUAGUGAGAUGAUAAGGUAGUCUCGUGUAUUACAUCUGGUACAGAGAAAGCUGUAGUUUUUAACUGCUUCCUGCAAGACCAUCCAGUAUUGCCAGGAAGCCAGGAAGGUUCGAGUCCAGAGAUUUUAACUGGAGCAGCUGGGUGCUGUCCAUUAACUGCUGUUGUGCUCCGUUGUGUAAAGAUGUUCGGCAAAGUUCAUUUGGCCUCCUGAUGACACGAGUUUUCUUUUUUAUGUAGUGAUAGUGAGCAGGUUGCCAAAUUCUCUC